This is a messenger RNA of Macrosiphum euphorbiae (potato aphid), 1005 nucleotides long. NCBI's taxonomy places the organism in Eukaryota, Metazoa, Arthropoda, Insecta, Hemiptera, Aphididae. The record is from the annotation of a GenBank genome assembly.
AUGGCUGAAGGUGAACCAAUCCGUGUCGUAGUAACUGGCGCUGCUGGUCAGAUUGCAUAUUCAUUGAUAUCUAUGAUUGCCAAUGGAGAUGUAUUUGGAACAAAACAACCAGUAAUUUUACACCUCUUAGAUAUCCCUCCUGCAAUGGGAGUUCUUGAAGGAGUUUGCAUGGAAAUUGAUGAUCUUGCUUUACCCCUGGUCAAAGGCUACGUAAAAACAACUGAUCCAGAAGUAGCAUUUAAAGAUGUUGAUGCUGCUUUCUUGGUGGGUGCAAUGCCAAGAAGGGAAGGUAUGGAAAGAAAAGACUUGCUGUCAGCUAAUGUGAAAAUAUUCAAAGUACAAGGUGAAGCUUUGAACAAAUAUGCUAAGAAAGACGUCAAAGUUUUGGUUGUUGGAAAUCCAGCAAAUACCAAUGCUUUAAUAUGCUCUUUUUAUGCUCCUUCCAUACCUAAAGAAAACUUCACUGCUAUGACAAGACUUGAUCAAAACAGAGCCCAAUCAGCUAUUGCUAAACGUCUUGGACUAUGUGUAAGCAAUGUCAAGAAUGUAACAAUCUGGGGAAAUCAUUCAUCAACUCAAUUCCCAGAUGUUUUUAAUGCAUCAGUUACAUCGUCUGACAGCUCAAAAAGUGUAUAUGAUAGCAUAAAUGAUUCACAAUGGCUUGAAGGUGAUUUUAUUAAGACUAUUCAAACUAGAGGAGCUGCUGUGAUUCAAGCUAGAAAGAUGUCGUCGGCUAUGUCUGCUGCUAAAGCAGCUGUUGAUCAUAUGCGUGACUGGUGGUCUGGAACUGCUAGUGGUUCUUGGGUUUCAAUGGGAGUUAUCUCUGAUGGUUCAUAUGGUGUGCCAAAAGAUUUGAUUUAUUCUUUGCCAGUAUCCAUUUCAAAUAAGCAAUGGAAAAUCGUCCAGGGUUUGAAAAUAACAGACUUUGCAAAGAACAAAUUGGAUUUGACAGCUAAAGAACUACUUGAAGAAAAAGAAGAGGCUAUGGCUGUUUGUAAUGCUUGA